Messenger RNA from Andrographis paniculata, 2094 nucleotides. Its product is annotated as putative glucuronosyltransferase PGSIP8. Bases 382 to 1797 code for a protein of 471 amino acids. Lineage: Eukaryota; Viridiplantae; Streptophyta; Magnoliopsida; Lamiales; Acanthaceae. The transcript has 5 exons. The record is from RefSeq and is a predicted model, not a curated record. Gene Ontology annotation, molecular function: glycosyltransferase activity.
UGUGAUGGCCUGCUCCAUUGUCCAAUUUUCGACUGCAGGAGACUGAGUUCACCUUUCGUCCCAACGCGCUCUAGACAUACAAAUACAUACAUAAAUUGUGUGUAUAUAACCGCUGAAUUUUGUUUCGGUUAUCAGCAGAGAAUCAAUUGUGGAGUUUUUGAGUUUAUUGGCGUGUUUUGUUGUAGGAGGGGGUUACGGGUGUGGUGUGUUGGUGUGUCUGAGGCGCUGAAAUAAGGCAGGAGGGAAGAAUCAGUUAAUAUUCAGUGAAUGCGAGGAUCUGGAGUUGCAAUUUGUUUGUUAUUUUGAGUUGGAUAAUCGUGAAGGAGCGGAGGGAGGCGGAUUUUGUGGUGUAUUUGGAGGAGUGGAGAAAAAUUGGGGGAAAUGGAGAUGGGGAGAGGGAGAGGGGUUAGUUUGGGGUUGAUUGGGGCUGUGUUGUUGUUGGCUUUGAGUGCGUGUGAGGGGAAGGAGGGAUUGACGGUGAGGAGGAGAAACGCAUAUGCAACUAUGAUGUAUAUGGGAACUCCGAGGGACUACGAGUUCUACGUCGCCACGCGCGUCAUGUUCAGAUCCCUCGCGAGGCUCCGUGUCGAUGCUGAUCUUGUUGUCAUUGCCUCCAUGGAUGUGCCUCUUCGUUGGAUUCAAGCACUGGAGGAAGAAGAUGGGGCGAAAAUCAUGAGAGUCGAAAAUUUGAAAAAUCCAUAUGUGACUGACCCCAAUUCUCCUUGGAGGUUUAAGCUGACACUAAACAAACUAUAUUCAUGGAAGCUUGUGGAAUACGAUCGAGUGGUCAUGCUUGAUGCUGACAACCUAUUCCUUGAGAAUACGGAUGAGCUCUUCCAAUGCGGGCAGUUUUGUGCAGUGUUCAUCAACCCCUGCAUCUUUCACACUGGUCUCUUUGUAUUGCAGCCAUCAAUGGAAGUUUUCAAUGAUAUGAUGCACGACUUGGAGAUAGGAAGAAGUAACCCUGAUGGAGCAGACCAAGGAUUUAUUGGAAACUAUUACCCAGAUUUAUUGGAUAAGCCGAUGUUUCACCCUCCUUCGAAUGGUACAAAACUUGACGGACAAUACAGGCUUCCUCUAGGUUAUCAAAUGGAUGCUUCUUAUUAUUAUCUCAAGCUUCGGUGGAAUGUACCCUGUGGCCCCAACAGUGUCAUCACUUUUCCGAGUGCCCCAUGGAUGAAACCAUGGUACUGGUGGUCGUGGCCCGUCCUCCCUUUGGGCAUCGAAUGGCAUAAGCAUCGGCUGCAAACUCUAGGGUAUGCAGCAGAAAUGCCUAUUGCAUGGAUCCAAGCGAUUUUCUACGUGGCUAUCAUUGCCGUCUCCCGUCUAGCACGUCCCAACCUAACCAAGCUGUGCUACCGCAGAGAAGGAAAGAGCACGUUCCUCGUACAAACUGGAUUCAAAUUGAUCGCGAUAUGGUCCAUCCUUGCUGCCUACAUAGUCCCCUUCUUCCUCGUCCCUCGCACCAUCCAUCCUGUCGUGGGGUGGGGUCUAUACCUGUUGGGAUCGUUCUCACUCUCGAGCAUUGCUAUAAAUGCAUUCCUAUUGCCGAUGCUGCCGGUCCUGACCCUGUGGUUCGGAAUCCUGGGGACCCUUCUGGUAAUGGGCUAUCCGUGGUAUCACGACGGCAUCAUCAGGGCGUUGUCGGUGUUUGCGUACGCCUUCUGCUGCUCACCGCUGCUGUUUAUAUCGUUUGGCAAGAUAAUGUCGGCGCUGCAGGUGUCGGUGGACCGGGAAGUGUUCUUGCCGAGAUUAGGGGAGAGUGCAACGCUGCCGGAAUUCAAUAAGCUGUAUUGAGGAUGAUGAUGGUGAAGUGUGUGUGUGUGUGUGUGUGUCCUCCAGAAUUUGAAUUUGAAUUUGUAUUUGUAUUUGUAUUUAUGGAGGGAGGGGGCAUACCAUUGAUUCUUGGUUUUUCUCUGUAAAAAUUCUUUCCUAGUUCAACAAGGAAGCAACAAAUUCAUGGCUGUUGCUGUUGCUUCUAUUCCCUUUUAGCAUCAUUUUUUUUUUUUUUUUGUCAUUCAAUGAGUGUACUCUGGGCAAAUUUCAGCUAAAUUUAAUACGUGCAAAGUAAGUUCGAUAAGACAAGUUAUAUUA